CCGGGCCGCUGAUUUCCGGGGUUGCCUGCGGUGCGGGUGCGGGUUGCGGUGCGGGUGGAUUGGGCGGCGCUGUUCCUCCCAACGGCUGGACAUGGCCCCGGGAGCGGAUGGCGGCUGAGAGAUGCGGAUUUGCUGCGAGGAAGGGGAAUUGCAUUAUGUAUGCAUCAAACAAGUACAGCAGCCGGGGCCCUACCCUUAUUCCCAGGAUGAAAACUAAACACCGAAUUUAUUACAUAGCGCUGUUUUCAAUUGUACUGCUUGGACUUGUGGCCACAGGAAUGUUCCAGUUCUGGCCACAUACGAUAGAAGCUACUACUGAAUGGACAGUAGAAAAACGCAGCAUUCAUGAUGUUCCUGAAGUCAAACUUGCAGAAGACAGCCCUAUUCCUGAACGAGGAGAUCUGAGCUGCAGAAUGCACACUUGCUUUGAUGUAUACCGAUGUGGGUAUAACCCAAAGAACAGGAUAAAGGUGUACAUCUAUCCACUGAAGAAAUAUGUUGAUGAGUUUGGAGCUGUGGUCAGCAAUACUAUAUCUAAAGAAUACAAUGAAUUGUUGACUGCUAUUUCAGAAAGUGACUUUUAUACAGAUGACAUGAAUAGAGCUUGCUUGUUUAUUCCAUCACUCGAUGUGCUAAAUCAGAAUAACCUCAGGAUAAAGGAAACUGCACAAGCACUCGCCCAGUUAUCCAGGUGGAAUCGAGGGAUCAACCAUUUACUGUUUAACAUGCUGCCAGGUGGCCCUCCCGAUUAUAACACUGCUCUGGAUGUGCCACGAGACAAGGCACUGCUUGCAGGCGGCGGCUUCUCCACCUGGACCUAUCGGCAAGGCUAUGAUAUCAGCAUUCCGGUGUUCAGUCCGUUGUCAGUGGAGGUUAAUCUACCUGAGAAACCUGUAGGUUUUAGGAUGUAUUUUAUCUUGUCUGCACAAAUGGCUAUCCAUUCGGAAUACCGCUCUGAGCUGGAGGCAAUGGAAGCAGAACAUGGAGAUUCCCUGCUAAUCCUGGACAAAUGUACCAACUUGUCAGAGGGCGUUCCUUCCACAAGGAAGCGCUGCCAUAAAAAUCAAGUCUUUGACUACCCACAGAUCCUACAGGACGCUACAUUCUGCAUUGUGUUACGUGGCGCACGGCUUGGGCAAGCAGCACUAAGUGAGGUCCUUCAAGCGGGAUGUAUUCCUGUCAUUGUUGCCGAUUCUUAUAUCCUCCCAUUUUCAGAAGUAUUAGAUUGGAAAAGAGCAUCUGUGGUGAUACCUGAAGACAAACUUUCUGAAAUGUACAGUAUUUUAAAGUCCAUUCCUCAACAGCAAAUUGAAGAUAUGCAGAGACGGGCAAGAUGGUUCUGGGAAGCUUACUUCAAGUCAAUGAAAGCAAUUGCACUGGCGGCCCUACAAAUCAUCAAUGACAGAAUUUAUCCAUACGCUGCCAGAUCUUAUGAGGAUUGGAAUGAUCCAAUUGCCGUGAAAUUGAUCAGUGUGAGCAACCCUCUCUUCCUCCCACUCAUCCCACCGAGGUCUCAGGGCUUCACUGCAGUUGUUCUCACUUAUGAUCGUGUGGAGAGUCUGUUCCGAGUGAUAACUGAAGUCUCCAAGGUGCCCAGUCUUUCGAAACUGCUUGUUGUGUGGAAUAAUCAGAACAAGAGCCCACCUGAAGAGUCUCUGUGGCCCAAAAUUGGAGUUCCCUUGAAAGUUGUGAAAACCAAAGAAAACAAACUGAGCAACAGGUUCUUUCCAUAUGAUGAAAUUGAAACUGAAGCUGUCCUGGCGAUUGACGAUGACAUCAUUAUGUUGACUUCUGAUGAAUUGCAGUUUGGUUAUGAGGUGUGGCGUGAAUUUCCUGACCGGUUGGUGGGAUAUCCAGGCCGCCUUCAUCUCUGGGACCACGAGACUGCCAAGUGGAAAUAUGAAUCUGAAUGGACAAAUGAGGUCUCCAUGGUACUUACUGGAGCUGCCUUCUAUCACAAGUAUUUUAACUACUUGUACACAUACAAGAUGCCAGGAGACAUAAAGAGCUGGGUAGACGCUCACAUGAACUGUGAGGACAUUGCUAUGAACUUCCUGGUGGCUAACAUGACUGGCAAAGCACCUAUUAAGGUGACCCCACGUAAAAAGUUCAAGUGCCCGGAGUGCACAGCAAUUGAUGGGCUGUCACUAGACCAAAGCCAUAUGGUGGAACGGUCAGAAUGCAUCAAUAAAUUUGCAUCUGUGUUUGGGAUCAUGCCCCUGAAGGUGGUGGAGCAUCGAGCUGACCCUGUUCUGUACAAGGAUGACUUCCCAGAGAAGCUGAAAAGUUUCCCCAAUAUUGGCAGCUUGUAAAAUAUAUUUAGAGCCUUGUUUGCUUCGAGUGCCCUGUCCCUCUCCAUGAACUGCAGCCGGCUUUCAGUGAAGACCAGAGACUAUGAUUUUAAAUCUCAGCUCAGCACCAUUUCAAGUGUCUUACUGUGUUUUAAUGGGGUUUAUUAAUUUAGGGAUCUGAAAACUACAGUGGCUUUUUUCUUUUAAAAGGUUACAGGAUUCUGCUGGUUGAUCGUUAAAGACCAUUGAGUAAAACCUGUCUUGACCUUUUGGUUCAAUGUUUUUACAAUACAAGUGUAUUGUGAAUGAUGAAAAUAAUCAUUGAAAUUGGAAAUAUAAAUGGCUACCAGUGCUAUAAGAGAGUUCUGCAGCCAUACCCAAAGCUUAGGUGGGGCCAGCAAGUAAAAGCCUAUCCUUCUGAGACAGCACGUAAUAUCAACUAGCUUUAAAUGGUUAAAGCUAUAUAUUUACACAUUAUUUUUAUUUUCUUUCAAAGAAUUACCUGUUAAACAGCAGUCUGUUUUUACAGUUUUUUAUGUAAUGAGUUUUUUUUAACCUUUACACUGAAUUCUACAGACACUACUAUUAGAAAUGGAGAAUGUUCCUGAUGGCGUAGCUAAUUAUAUUGUGUAAUGUUUUCCAGCAGCUGCUUUAUACCAUUUUAGCACCACAACAUCCAGUUAAUUGUCUAAUCCUAGGAGUUCACGCCGAAGUAAUUUCUUAGCGGGGAUUCAGUACUUGGUGCAGACUGGCAUUAAGAAUCGUGACUUUUUCUUUAAAUGUUAAACUUGUGCUGUGUAAUAUUAAGGUGCAUUCAAAUCCUCCCAGGGAGCAGAGCAAUGUACAUUUGGGGAGAUUGUUAAUGCGUAAUGACUGAAGGCAAAUGACGAAUAAUAUUAUCAGUACCAUAUGCUGCAAUCUUACGAGGAUUAAGUUCUCAAUUGAUCUUGAGCUUUUGAUGUUUAUAUACAUCCUCUGUUUAUUUUAUAUCUGUAUCAAGUAGCAUUUGGUUUGCUGAUGAUUCUGUCCUACUGUCUGUGUUGAAAUGUUGAAUCGGAUUGUCUCUGUAGAUUUACCGCAACAUUAUUGUAUGAAAUUGUAAUGGUUUAAACACAUCAGUUCCUCCUGUGCCUACUCCAGCUCCGAGCUAUGCUCCACGUGUGAUGACUGUUUCCAUCUAACAGUGUUUUUACAAAAAUUGUUUAUAUGUUCUUUCAUUUUUAAAUCUGCAAGAAUUUAUCCCAAAAGUUUUGUCUGGGAGUAAAUGUGAUUUCUGCACCUCUCUCCUCAAGGUCCAAAUUAUUUCAGCCACGUGAAGCAUUAAGUAUACAAAUAUUGUAUUGAUGUCCAGAUAAAACUCAGUUCUACAUGUGAAUUCAUGUAAUUUUUUUAAUUCUGCAUAUGCCAGUAAAAAAACAAUCCAUGCCGACUAAAGUAUUUACUUUCUUCUGUUGAUGAAUUGAAUCACUUUUAAAUGAAAUCAUACUGCAUAAUGUUUCUGAAAGAUUAGGUUUCUUCAGAUGAAGAACAUUUAUCUGCUUUGGUGUAAGAAUUAUUCUAUUAACACAUUAAUCAUGUGCUUAAUCGGGAAUACUGAAGUCACCCACUAUGAAUGCUUGAAUGCUUUUCUGUCACUUGCCAGGAGUGGCAGAUUUGGGCACAGAGCAAAUAUCGUCCACACGUGUGAAUUUGCAAGAAUCCUCAAAAAACAAUAUUUCACAAAAUGCUUUCUGAGGAAACAGAGCUAGCAUGUCGCACACUAAAGGUUAUGAAUCAGAUAUUCAUUGGCACAUAUCAAAUGGGUAUUUAGUGGCAGAUAGUCUUUAAAAUAUUACAUUUUUUAUGACAGGAAAAGAUCAGUAGGUUGCCUGGAUUAAUCCCUAAAUUUAGACUUUUAGAUCUUCAUAAUGAAUAGCAUGUCCAUUGCUGGGACUGGCUGAAGACAAAAUGUUUAUACUUUUCUGCUGUGUCUGUUCAGUCAAGAGUGGCAAAAACCUGCUUGUGACAUUGUCGUUUACGAUUACCAUUUCUUUGUGUUUUUAAUCAAGUGCAAAGUGUUGCCAUAUUUGCAGUGUACUUUAUUUGCAACUGGUCCCCGUCAAUUGAAUGUAAAUGGCCCGGCAGAUUUCACAAAUGGACAGAACUGUAUAAUGCAAGUCAUAUGAUUGGCCAUUGUAAAUAUUUUAUGCAUUGAAUUCCCAUUCAAUUGCGGAAUUAAAGUGGUCGGUCCUGAGAUAAUUAAGUAGACAAGCUAAUGGUCGAUGAUUUUUAAUAUAAAACAAAACCACUGGAUGAAAUAUUUCUGUCUGGCUCUAAUCUAAUCUAACCCUGAUGUCACUUUAUAUUAAUGUAGCAUCUGACAUCAUUUAGAUCUCAGCUGCCGGUUGGUAGAUGCAGCAUAUUCUGCUAUUAGUUUACAAACCAGGAAAAAUACAAAAUAAACUUAUUAAUAACGACAGUUUUAUGACUAAUGUACUAGUGUUGGACACUGAGUUUGCCCUGAACUUUUAUCUCUCAGCAUGUUCUGCGAUUCGCACUAUUCAAGAUGUAAAUAGAAACUGUUUGUGAAAUGUUUGCUAAAAGUAAAGAAUUUUGAAAGGUUAUUAAUAGGUGCAUGUUACUAUGUUUAACUUUCAUUUGUAGAUGGUCUGUUUUUCUAACUAAAUGACACUGUGCCAGGUUGCUGGUGUAUCUCAUCUAGCACCUGUUAGUAUAACUUCUGUAAUCCUUUCUGUACUCUUGUCAGCAGUUCAGAAGGGCAAUGUUUGUAUUUUUGUCUACUCCAGUUAAUGUGAGACUUCAAUGCUCUCAGGAUCACAUUUCAUCCCCUAUCCAAAGAAAAUAGUAAAUUUUUUUCAGUAGGAAAAGACAAUUUUUUUUAUUUGGUUGGUUAUACCUAUCACAACAGUACAUCCCAUUCUGACCCUCUCUGUUACAGUCACCUAAAAAUUACAUAUAUGUAAAACCUUAUCCUAAGUGCAAUAACUUACUUGCCAAACAAUACAACACAAGCAAAUUAUAAGUUCAUUUCUCACAGUAAUGAUGAAACACUGUUCUUUCGGAUGCAGUAUCGUUUAUUGAAUGUAACCUAAUUGCACCCUUUCCUACGCAUUAUAUUUAUAUCAAGGCAGUUAAAGCUAAAGGAAAAUUGAGUUUACAAGGUUAAAAUAUUUUACAACAAAUUAUAACAGUAAUAUUUUCGAGACUUGCUCUCGACCAAAAGUACACAACACACCCAAACAGAUAUAUUACUCUGAACUUCAACCUUCUGCUUCAGUAGUAUAAGUAAUAGCAAUGGGGGUGAUUGUUGCAAAAGAUAAUUACAUUUAAAACUGUAUAACAUUUCAUUUUGGUAUAUUUAGAACAUUAUGCAAUAAAAGAUUUCUUUACUAGUU
Callorhinchus milii (elephant shark) is the source of this 5686-nucleotide messenger RNA. RefSeq names its product exostosin glycosyltransferase 2 (gene ext2). Gene Ontology annotation, cellular component: membrane. The coding region runs from base 108 to 2312 and encodes 734 amino acids. The record is from RefSeq and is a predicted model, not a curated record. Lineage: Eukaryota; Metazoa; Chordata; Chondrichthyes; Chimaeriformes; Callorhinchidae. Gene Ontology annotation, molecular function: glycosyltransferase activity. The transcript has 15 exons.